This is a messenger RNA of Laetiporus sulphureus 93-53, 3594 nucleotides long. RefSeq names its product condensin complex subunit SMC2. Gene Ontology annotation, molecular function: protein binding; ATP binding; ATP hydrolysis activity. The transcript is spliced from 16 exons. The coding region runs from base 1 to 3594 and encodes 1197 amino acids. The record is from RefSeq and is a predicted model, not a curated record. Gene Ontology annotation, biological process: chromosome organization. Lineage: Eukaryota; Fungi; Basidiomycota; Agaricomycetes; Polyporales; Laetiporaceae. Gene Ontology annotation, cellular component: chromosome.
AUGCGCAUUGAGGAAUUGGUACUGGAAGGCUUCAAAUCAUAUCCUGUGAGAACGCAGAUCACAGGAUGGGACGCGUCUUUCAACGCCAUCACUGGUCUCAAUGGAUCUGGAAAGUCCAACAUCCUUGACGCGAUAUGCUUUGUUCUCGGCAUUACCAACAUGUCAUCAAUGCGUGCACAAAACCAACAGGAUCUCAUAUACAAGCGAGGUCAGGCCGGCAUCACCAAAGCAAGUGUGACGAUCGUUUUCGACAAUUCUGACCGCGCAACCAGUCCUGUCGGAAUGGAGAAUUGUAAGCAGAUCACGGUGACCCGGCAGAUUGCGCUCCCAAACGUCUCCAAAUAUCUCCUCAAUGGUCAUAAAUCACAACAGCAUACCAUACAGACCCUCUUCCAGAGUGUUCAACUCAACAUAAACAACCCGAACUUUCUAAUCAUGCAAGGUCGGAUCACAAAGGUGCUGAAUAUGCGUCCACAAGAGAUUCUCGGAAUGGUUGAGGAAGCUGCUGGAACCCGCAUGUUUGAAGAGCGCAAAGACAAGGCGAAGAAGACGAUGGGCAAGAAGGAGAAGCGAGUACAAGAAAUCACGUCUCUAUUGGCAGAAGAAAUCACACCGAAGCUUGACACGCUGCGGGAGGAAAAGCGCUCAUUCCUACAGUGGCAGAAAGCCUGCUCUGAGUUGGAAAGGAUUGGGCGCGUGCUCCGUGCGUGGGAAUGGACGGAAGGACGGGAACGUGUCAACAGGAAGGAGGCGGAGAUUAAUGCUAAGGAGAAGGAGAAAGUGAAGGUGAGCAAGGGCAAGGAGAAGUGUGUCAAUGAAAUAGAGGCUGCGGAGAAGGACGCCCGAGAGGUUGAAGCACAGCGCGAGAAGGAGUUGCGGAAGGGCGGAAAAUUCAAGAAGCUUGAGGAGGAGGUGGCCGAGCUUGAAAAGGUACUCGUUAAGGUCCGCACGCAAAUCGAUAUUAAGAAUGGAUCAAUAUUCGACGAGGAAGGCAAGGUGACGACACUGGAGGAAGGACUUGCCGAGCUGGGCAGCAGUCUCGCACAGAAGCGAGCGCAGGUAGACGGGUUGACCGCGUCUCACGCAUCUGUCAAAGACAAGCACAAUGCCUUACAGGCAUCUCUGUCGAACGCAGAAGAGCUCCUACAAACGCUUCUCACUGGCCUCACAUCGAAGAGCGCCGGCCACACUGGAGGUGGGUACAUGGGCCAACUCGCCGAAGCCAGGACACGCCUCGCACAAGCGAACACCGAAGAGGAACAGACCAAAGUAAAGCUGACGAUGAGACGCAAGGAGCUGAAGGACUUGGAGACUCGCUGGAAGGAAGUCGAGAGAGAAGCCGGAGAUGGAGAGAGACGGCUACGGUCGACGAGAGCAGAGAUUGAAGCCUUUAAGAAGAGGGUCGCACAAUCGGGAUGGAGUACGGAUAAGGAAAAAGAAGGCGAAGCAGCUUUGAAGGCGGCGAAGGUGGAAGUGCGGCGAUUAACAGAGGAACGCGAGUUGGUGAAGCACCGGCUAUCAUCUCUCGAUUUCGAGUACGCCUCGCCUCACCCCAACUUCGACCGUACCCGCGUAAAAGGUCUCGUUGCCUCUUUGAUCUCGCUUGAGCCUACCGACUACGACAAGUCUACUGCACUGGAGAUCACUGCUAGCGGGAGGCUCUACAAUGUAGUCGUCGAGAAUGAGCAAGUCGGGAAAGAACUGUUGGAGAAAGGCCGACUCAAGAAACGAGUCACCAUCAUUCCGCUGAACAAGAUAGACAGAAGUGUCAUUCCUGACCAGAAACUCCAAGCCGCGAUGAAGCUCGCACCUGGCAAGGUCCGCUUGGCACUGUCGCUGGUCGGCUAUUCACAAGAGGUCGCCAACGCUAUGGCGUUCGUCUUCGGCAACACUAUGGUCUGUGACGACGCGGAGUCUGCGAAGCUCGUGACCUUCACCUCGCACGUAAGGUCGGUCACACUCGACGGCGAUGUCUACGACCCCUCUGGCAUGUUGAGCGGUGGGUCUGCGCCAAGCGGAAGCGGCGUACUUAUCAAGAUGCAGGAAUUGCUCGAAGCUGAGGGUAAGCUCGGAGAAGCCCGAGGCCGCCUGCAGAUGCUGGAACAGCGAGAGAUGCAGGAUCGAGACGCGAGAGAAAAGUGGAAGAAGCUUGCUCGGGAACUAGAGCUGAAGGAGCACGAGAUGAGGCUUCUGGAGGAGCAAAUCAAUGGGAGCAAUGCCUCCAGGAUCGGUGCAGAUGUUGAACAGGCUAAGCAAACCAUCGCCGAACUGACCGCUGUCGUCGAGAGUGCGAGACAAAAACAAGCAGCUGCCCGGGAAGAGAUGAACAAACUCGAGAAGGACAUGGAGGAAUUCAAGAGCAACAAGGAAGGUAAGAUCGAGGAACUCAGGUCGGAUGUCUCAACGCAGAAGGCAGCGCUGCAGAAGCACUCAGUGCUGGUGAAGACUCAGCAAAAGGAUCUGCAGACAGCUAAGCUGGAGUUAGAACAACUGGAGAAGGACGUUAAGACAGGUGAGGACGAACUGUCGGAAGCACGGUUAGGCGUCGACAAGAUGCGCGAAGAGCUUGCACAGUUGAACCGUCAGCUUGCUUCGAGCGAGGCGUCGUUCGCGAAGGCAGAGCGCAAAUUACAGGAGGAGCGAGCCACCCUGACUCGGUUCGACAACGAGCUGAAAGAGCUUGAGCGUGUCGUCAAAGAGAAGAAGCAGGCAGUCUCCGAUGCGGAUCUCCAGCUCAAAAAGCUGGAACAUGAUCUAGGGUCACUCGCAAAGGAGAAGACUACUGCUGUCAACUUCGUGACCAACUUGGAGAAGCAGUACGACUGGAUUGUUGACGAACAGGAGUCUUUUGGGAAACCGGGCUCUCAGUAUGACUUCGCAGCGGUGGACAUCAAUCGGUUGAAGGAGAAGGCCAGAGAUCUCGAGGCACAACAGAAAGGAAUGAAGAAGAAGGUGAAUCCAAAGGUCAUCAACAUGAUUGAUACUGUCGAGAAGAAGGAAGCCUCGCUGAAGAAAAUGUUGGCAACUGUGCUGAAGGACAAGGAGAAGAUCGAGCAGACCAUCGAGGAGUUGGACCGCUACAAGCUAGACGCUUUGGAGAAGACGUGGUCUAAAGUGAACGGAGAUUUUGGAGGAAUCUUUGCUGAACUGCUUCCGGGAAACUUCGCCAAAUUGCAGCCACCUGAAGGUCAGGACCUCACGCAGGGCCUGGAAGUCAAAGUGCAACUGGGAUCUGUCUGGAAGCAAAGUCUCACAGAGUUGAGCGGUGGUCAACGCUCGCUCAUCGCCCUUUCACUGAUCAUGUCCCUGCUCCAAUUUAAGCCGGCGCCUAUGUACAUCCUCGAUGAAAUCGAUGCUGCGUUGGACCUUUCUCACACUCAGCACAUCGGACAGCUCUUCCGUACGCGGUUCAAGGGUUCCCAAUUCAUCGUCGUCUCGCUGAAGGAGGGCCUGUUCACCAAUGCCAAUGUCCUCUUUCGUACGCGGUUCCGUGACGGGACAUCAAUCGUCGAGCGCACUGCACAGCGGUCAAUUUCUGCGUUGUACUCCGGUGCAGAGAAGGAGAACCAAGAGCGCCGCAAGGCUCGGGCUUGA